This is a messenger RNA of Entrophospora candida, 127 nucleotides long. Lineage: Eukaryota; Fungi; Glomeromycota; Glomeromycetes; Entrophosporales; Entrophosporaceae. The record is from the annotation of a GenBank genome assembly.
UUGGAGUAAUGAAUUUAGCACAGUAUCAAUUGCAUCAUGCGGAGGAGUUUCAUGGAAAGAGGCAAGGUGUUCAAGAAUUCUUUUUUCAGCUGUAGAUGCUGUGUGUCUUGAUUUUUUGGCUUGUAAG